AUGUUGUCAUAUUGCUUGUAGCUACGUUCAAUUUUUUAUAUAUUUUGAUUUGAUGUUCUGCAGCUCUGCUGGUAACUUAACUAGAAGUACUAUAAAAUAUUUCAAACAAAAAUAUAAAAAAGAAAGUUACUUAUGUGUUUUUAUGGAUUGAUUAAAAUAGUAUUAUAAAUAACAAGAUAAAACAAAGUUAAGGAGGACAAUAAAUAUCAUUUAAAUAGUGAAAGUUGAAUUUCCAUAGUUACUUAUCAAGUAAGUGACUUCGAGAUCAAUAGAGAAUAUGGCAGAAAGCAAUGAAUGCGAGAUUAUAGAAACAACGCAAUCAAAUUUUGUACAAAACCAGUCAGUGGAUCGAUUAAAAUUGCUUUAUCCAAUGGUUAAUGAAGAAGAAACUCCUUUACCAAGGUCAUGGAGUCCUAAAGAUAAAUAUAAUUAUAUAGGGCUAUCACAAAACAAUCUCCGUGUACACUAUAAAGGGUAUGGAAAAACGCACAAAGAUGCAGCUAGCGUUCGAACCACUCAUUCAAUUCCUGCCGCUUGUGGGUUAUAUUAUUUUGAAGUAAAAAUUGUUAGCAAAGGCCGUGAUGGAUACAUGGGCAUAGGCUUAUCAGCACAUGGAGUGAAUGUCAAUAGGCUUCCUGGAUGGGACAAAAAUUCUUACGGUUAUCAUGGUGAUGACGGACAUAGUUUUUGUUCAUCAGGUACUGGACAACCAUAUGGCCCAACAUUUACUACCGGCGAUGUGAUUGGAUGUGGUGUUAAUUUGGUUGAUAAUACAGCAUUUUACACGAAAAAUGGGCAUCAUUUGGGAAUCGCAUUUACAGAUCUUCCUCCAAAUCUAUACCCGACUGUCGGAUUGCAAACACCAGGUGAAGUAGUUGAUGCUAAUUUUGGACAGGCACCAUUUGUAUUUGAUAUUUCUGAUAUGAUAAGCGAAUUACGUAUUCGGACGAGACUUCAAAUAGUUAAUUUUCCCGCUCCAGAUUAUGAACAAGGAAAAUGGCAGGACAUAUUGCACAAAAUGGUGUCAACAUAUCUCGUGCAUCACGGAUACUGUGCAACUGCAGAAUCUUUUGCCCACAGUACAGGACAAAUUUUUCAAGAAGAUCUACAUUCUAUUAAAAAUAGACAAAAGAUCUUGAGACUUAUUUUAGCUGGACAUAUGGGCGAAGCAAUAGAUUUAACAAUAAAAAUGUAUCCUGGAUUACUUGAAAGUGAUUCCAAUUUGAUGUUUGCUUUAAAAUGCAGACAAUUUGUUGAAAUGGUAAAUGGCACUGACUCAGAAAUCAAUCGUAGUAAUACUGACAAUCAAACGAGUGUUAUCCAGUCGACUAAGUUCGUUGUAAAGUCCUCAGCUAAUAGCAAUUUUACAGAACUAAAUCACCAUAAUGCGCUUAAUAAAUCCAGCGAUAAAUACCUCAUACAUCAACAAAUUGAAGAUGAUGUUGAGAUGGAAGAUAACACAGUAAAAGAUAUAACCAACGCGAAAAAUUGUAUAGCUUUUCAAAAAACUGGCACAAAUGGAUUUAAGUGCUCAAAUAAAGAUGAAACACAAAUGGAUAUGGACCAAGUUUUGAAAAAUAUCGUCACCUCAAUCGUCUUCGUUUUGGACCAUGUCACAAUCUGUUUUGACCCCGCGGGAAAACUCCCUAUGGUGAUGAAGCUAUUGAACAGUUAUGGACCAAACAACACCGUCACGUUUGAAAUUAUUCCAAGAGGACCACACCAUGACUCAGCGAGAUUAACUAUUAAGUACAGAACACGGACAAGCGCGAAGGGACUCAGAAGCGACUAUAAGACAUCCAGAACAGAGGACAGGUUGACAGUAGAACAGAGAGUAGAAGCACCGACUGAUUCGGACAGCUCAGACACAGACGACGAACAUAGCAGCAGCGACAGCAGUACCACUGACGGAACCGACGGAACGGACAACACUAGGGACACUCCUGAAAGCGACGCUAACGACGAAAAUGACGAAGUUAUUUUAAAUUCAACAUGAAUAGCGACAGUGACAACGCCACGGGAAACGACAAUGACCACAUCCCAGACAACAAUGACGACAAUUACGGCAGUAAUGACAUCGACAAUGCAGACAACAACGAUAUCAACAGCGACGACAAUGUUAAUGAUAACGGCUACCCCUUGCAGUACAAUCCCCAAAACAACGUGGAAUUACGCAAGAUGAACCUGACGGACGCUUAUACGAUAACAGCUAUAUACAGAGGAGACACAAUUGACGCAGAGGCAUUGUUCAGCUGGUACGGACCAUGCCACACAGAACAUUACAUGUCCACGACAGACGACACUAAAGCCAUAUCGACACGGUACCAGUUAGACAGACAUGCACGGAAAAUAAUAAAUCUGUACAGACAAUAUAUAUAACGGAUAGACGAGGACGUACAAGGACUUCGACGGCAAGAACGAGAACAGGGACCACCGACAACAGAAUACGUUAGAUCAGACGAUACUAUUUGUGUACGAGUACCGCGGCCAGUAAGCAAACAAGAACUGACGGAAAUAUUUGCAACAUUUGGAGAAAUAGCUGACAUACGACGCAUCAAACCGAACGACGAAUACGAACGUUAUACAGCAUUUAUACAAUACAGACACAAGGACAGCGCAUACAAAGCAGUAACAGAAACUGACAAUACAUACUUACCGAAAUGGGCUUAUAAUCGAAGACAAGGGUCGACAAAACCAGCGACGACACAGGAAAAUGCACAGGAGCGACAGAGAACCGAAGGACCACAGGAACCCGCACAGAGACAAAGACGAUGGACGUUGGACCCCGCCAACAACACAAAACUGUAUGUUCUCGCACCACCUGACACGACACAACAGGAAUUCAGAGAGGACUUCAUAAAAUACGGAGAAGCAAUACAGAUAGAGUUAACGAACGGAAAAAAGGAGAAUAAUGAAAAAGUAGGAUACGUUAUUUACAAGGACAAAAUAGACGCCAUCGACGCCAAACUAAACGGACAACGAAAAUACAAAAUUGACUGGAAGUUAACGCCACAGACUACUGAGACACUAUUACAUUUUACAUGCGGAGACCAAAUACCGAUACAGAGUUUUACAGACCACACACGCGACUGUACCACAACUACACUACGACGACGGCUACAAGACAAAAAAAAGAACAACCGAGUACCAGCAGACAAGUCGACGAGAGACAGAAUGCUGACACAGCAGGGACAGCAACACAGUCAACAAGAGCACCAGUCUCAGUACAUAGAGCCUUAUAUAUCGACUACAGCUCAUCAAGUGAUGAAGAGUUAAAUGAAGUAGAAAUAGCCAGAUCAAUACGACAGCGACAACUGACCAUAGACAAUAGACAACAUCAAAAUGAGAGAGCAGAUGAGGCAGAAGCACCAGCGAGGCACGAGGACGAAGCAGCUAAUGAGUUACGACAAGAACUGGACAAAAUUGACUUCAAGAAGAUAUUAGACGUUAGUUUUUAAGUGACGACACCGUGACGCUAGUUUAAGUUAGAUUUAAGAAACCAAGAGUGCCAUAAAAGUUUUGUAGUCAAUAAAAGAUGCAGAACAUAAGUAUUAUUGAACCAAGUUA
Nasonia vitripennis (jewel wasp) is the source of this 3567-nucleotide messenger RNA. RefSeq names its product ran-binding protein 9 (gene RanBPM). The transcript has 7 exons. Gene Ontology annotation, cellular component: cytoplasm. Bases 278 to 1996 code for a protein of 572 amino acids. NCBI's taxonomy places the organism in Eukaryota, Metazoa, Arthropoda, Insecta, Hymenoptera, Pteromalidae. Gene Ontology annotation, biological process: cytoskeleton organization; cell surface receptor signaling pathway. The record is from RefSeq and is a predicted model, not a curated record. Gene Ontology annotation, molecular function: protein binding.